Messenger RNA from Annulohypoxylon truncatum, 1210 nucleotides. RefSeq lists its product as uncharacterized. The transcript is spliced from 2 exons. Lineage: Eukaryota; Fungi; Ascomycota; Sordariomycetes; Xylariales; Hypoxylaceae. The record is from RefSeq and is a predicted model, not a curated record. The coding region runs from base 212 to 454 and encodes 80 amino acids.
AGACUGUAGAAUUGUAGAUGUAGCUUGUCUCUUGCUAUGCUACUUAGUAAGUAGCAUGGCAGGGGACGAGUAGAGUACUAAAAGAAAUAAAAAAACAUUGCUGCCUACACCCCGAAAAUGAUUCUUAAGUCACAAAAUGAUUUUUAAUUUUAAAAUGAUAUAGAUUUUAUUCAACGUUAGUUAUCGGUCCGGGGCAUUCUAAACUUCAAGAAUGAUUGUUUGGUUAUGCCUUUUGCCGCUAUGGUACAUAUCACGACAACCAACUUCCCGUCCUUCCCAACCACUCUUUUGGCAUACGUUUAGAAGACCUUUCACUAACAACUUGGAAGGAGACUAUAAGGAUUCGGCAAUCAAACAGAAUAAACAAAAAAAGAAGGUUCAGAUUUAUCCGAGGACUUGUUGGCUUCUAAAAUACGUACAACGAGUCUUAGGAUUCGAGACUCCCCUGGAGUAACCAGCAGUUCGACCUGCGUCAAUUUUAUGUAUGAUGCAAGUAAGCAAACAUGGCAUGUACAGCCACCGCGAUCUUGGCCAGCCAAGCAGCCAGGCUACGGUACUGCGACUGUAUAGAACAAGUUUUCCAAAGACUCAACCGGUGGGAUAUAGUCCGAGAAGAUGUGUAGGUGUGUAUGAUGGCAAGAGAGCUAACCAUUAGUGCCGUCUCUUUACGAGAAGAAAAACACAACACCACUUGUUCUAGAGGAUUCUGGUGGCUUUUUAUCUUUAUUCCAAGAUGGGACGAACAUCUACAGAAUAUCCGGGAUCGGCUGGCCAACCGAGAUCUCGCUUCAUCUGCUACGUAGCAUCUCGAGGACUGUAAGGAGAUUGUUCAACAGAAUAAGAUUCUCGGGACUGUCACGGGAACUACUGUACGGGUCGCAUGGAAGACCGUGAACGCUAUCGGCUGGGUUCUCUUUUAUAUCCUAAUAUCGUAUUCCAAGGGAAAUUAGGGGGUUCUAAUUUUGGUCACUUUUACUGCGCUAACGCCGUUCUGGAAAGUCUGCAUGGGCUUCUCUAAUAGCCAAUCAUUCUCAACACCAUUCCGACUUGGGCAGUUGGGUAACAGUACAUUCGGCGUUACGACCAACUUACCAGCGGUUGGGACAAUUGGUAGACGGCAAAGUCUGCAAGUUGGCAUGCAACCCCUCGCAUGAUCUGCACCAAUGCUAGUCGAGCAUUAGAGCAUCGGUCUUCGGUAGCGUUCGGUACC